AUGAGCAAUAUAUUAAAAGAAUGGCUUAUACACCAAUUAGGCGUAGAGGUCAAUUCUCUACAUCCUAAUAACUUGAGCUCCAAGUUUCAAAAUGGAAUGCUAAUUGGGAAAAUACUUCUUAACUAUGGUCUAGUGAGUUCAAAAGAAUUUUCUCUAUUGGUCGACCAAGAAGAUGAAGAGAUAAAAAAAUCAAAUUUUCAGCACCUCGAAGUGUGGUUAAACAUGUUACAUAUUCCGUUAGAUAAAGAUACUGUUACUGGAAUAAUAUGCGGAGAAAGCUCAAUCAUUAUUGCAUUUUUGUAUAAAUUGUGUUUUUUCCUCGAAUGUCCAAAUAAUUUAAAUAUAAUUGGACAAGCCAAGAAAUUAUACAAAUCGCUCGGAGGUUAUGAUUUUUCACAUAGCUUAUUGACGCCCGGAAAAAUUGUCAAUUUUUCAUACGAGAAACCGAAAUUAAUUCAGAAACGUAUUGAUAAAAAAUCUGAUGGAGAUCAUUGUACAUUGUACAAACUUGAUAAGAUAGCGUAUUUCGAGAGUAGUUUAUCACAAAAAAUAAAUAGAUGGACUGCUAGAGGAUGCCAGUCUUGUGAUAGAUAUUUGUUUGACAUUAAAAAUCGGAAAGAACACGCAAAACUAUAUGAAUUGUGGAGAAAAGAAACCAUUAAUAAAUAUCUGACAAAAAAUUUGGAGAAAAAUAAUCGUCAUAACCAAGAAGUUUUGAGAAAUAAAUCUAUAUUGAAUAGGCUUGAUUGUAUGUCUGAAUGUGAAGAACAUUUGUUAAAUAAAGUGAAUGAUAUGAGAAUCGCUACAAAAAAACAUAAAACAUUUAUCGCUAAGAAUGAUGUGGAGUUUAUUAAAAACGAUAUAGUUCACAAAAAAUAUGAGAUAAGUGAAGAAAACAAAUUAAUCAUGAAAAAAAAGCUCAUAGAAAGAAAUAAUGAUUUGGAAAACAACGAGAAGACGAUAAUAAUGAAAAGUGUAGUCCGAUAUAUGAUUGAUCUUAGUAUCAGAAAUGCUGUUUACAAAAAAGCAUAUGGCGAUAACAUUCCUAAAUAUUUACAGAGUAAUUGGACGCACAUGUUUAUCAAAGGAAGACCGUUGUUAAACACGCUAGACGAUACAUUGGGGCUUUUAUUAGAUAACGUUUAUGUAGCCGAGAAUAAACCUUUUACUGAUGAAGAAUUAAAAACCCAGUCAUUACUUGACCAUAAAGAUGUUAUGGAAUAUUUGGAAAGAACGAACGGUUGGUCUGAAAAGCAACUAGGUUUGAAAUCUGACUCUCACACAAUAGUUUGCCGAGCACUCGGGUUCUUGGUCUACGAUGUUUUCACUUUGUAUUAUACUCUACCGCCGUCGUCGAUUUCCGUGGACGAUUUUGUAAUUGGACCGGUUUUCGGGGUUUUAAGUUGUGAAAUCAAGGACUCGUUUAAACAAGAUAUUUGCAAUGCACUUAUUAAACGGGAUAUACUUCCUGUGUUACCAAUAGCAGCUUUGCAGUAUUGCUCGAGAGCUUAUUGUCAGCUAACAGAUAAUGAUGAAUUAAUAGAUAUGUUAGAAGAUCCGGACGAUCCGGACGAACUAAAGGAUCCGGAUAAAUACAUCAUUGUUGACAAUAAAUUAGUUAAAAAAAAUUCAACGUUACUAAAUGAAGAAGAAAAGUCAAAACAAACUCAAACAAAUUGGAAAUUUGAAAAAUAUCAUGAAUUAGUUGAAAGUGGAAAAACUGCAUACCUUAAUAUUUACAGAGGCAAACCUUUACCAAAAAAUUGCCUUAUUGACUGUGUAUUAUAUUAUAUAAAAGCAAAAAAAUUGCCUGGAGGUUGUGUAUUCAUAGAAUUUUCAAAAGAAGAUAUAAUGACAUUAGAAGAAAGGUUGUCUAAUAGGAAUUCUCCACCUUUUGGGACACACAACUUUAUGAAAGACAUAAAUCCAACUAUAUUAGCUCCGUUCAAAGGCCCAGAUUUAGUUGGUAUAGGGCGAUAUGGGUCUUCAUUUACUAGAUAUUUAAAGAUUGUAUCUGAUGAAUAUGAUUUGGAUACAUUUUGUGAUUUAUAUGAGUAUUAUAAAUCUCAUAACAUAUUAAUAUUUUUACAAAGUAAAAAUAAAAAUAUAGAUUUGGAUGAAUAUAAGAUUGAAUUAAUAUGUAAUGCUUUAACUGGUCAAUAUGUGAACUGGUCUGAAGAGAGUAAUUGGGUGAAUUGUAUUUAUGAUAUCCACAAUGAUCAAGAACAAAACGAAGCACCUACAAAUUCAAGUAAAGAUAAUUCAAUACAGCCAAUAAAAGUACAAAAAAGUGUGUUUAAAAGAAAAAGAUUGCAUGGCAAAUCAGAAUUUGAAUAUUUGGAUUAUAUAUCAUCCAGUAAGGUAAACAUGAUUUCAAAUGAAUUAGUCGACUCUGUAACUGUUAUAACUAAACCCGAAGAAGUUAAAUCAAAACUGUUUAAUGUACAAAUCAAUGUUGAAAUUGGAGCGGUAUUAGCACAGUUUUGGAUAUUAAUGGAAAACAAUUUUGUUCAGAACAUGGAAUGGUGUUUCUUUCAUAGAAGAAUACUUAUUUCUAAUCAAUUGCCUUACAUGGCUUCAAUAAAUAACUACAUUAAUGAAAUACUAAAACAACAAAAUAUAGAAAAAAUAGAACUCGUUAAGGCAUUACAAUCUGAUUUGCUAAAAAUACCUAAUGAUGCACUGAUGAGCUCAGAUUUAAUUACACAAUUGCUUUCAACUGUAGCGGAUACUAGAGUUAUCUUAACAGAACUAACAAAUCAUAAAAUAAAAGAUUGUAAACAAUUUAUAAGAAAUGAAAAUAUUGAUAGGAGUCUCGAUAAUACAAUGAAUUCCAUGAUUUUAGUUUAUAAACAUAUGUUACAAACCGAGGUUGAUCGAACAGUGAACACAAUACUUUUCAUUCAUUCAUACAUGUCUAAAGUAUAUAAUAAAAAGUUAACAUUGCAAAUAAUUCCCAAUCAUAUUGGAGUUUCAUUGUUGAAAGAUCAAGAAUUCAAAGAAAAAGGGGUAGAACACAUGGCAAAUGUUGAAUAUUAUUACAAAUGGUUUGAUGCCACUGUAAUCACAGUUCAAAAUAAACUCAGAGGUACAUUAAAAUCCACAUAUGAAUGGUUAGCAGAAAUGAAGAAAGUACAUAGUGAAAAUUCAUUAGAUAGCAGUACUGUAUAUUUGAAAAUAUGGAAAUUUUUGGUAGAUAAGGAGAAUUUUAGAUCAGCCGAUCAAUUAAAGUUGAUAUUAACUAGAUUUCAAAUGGAUAUUAAGGAGAUGGAAAGUUAUAUCAUACAACACAAAUUAGAUAUGAAUCGACGAAUAGAUGAUUGUUUACAAAAAGAGAUUUCUGGAAUUGAACGUAUAUGCAACUUAUUUGAAGCUGCUAUAAAUGAGAAACAAUAUGUUCGUCAUGAAAUUAUAUUUGUCAACAAUAAUUUUUAUUUGAAUACCAAACAUGUUCUGCAACCAAGUAAUCCUCCACCACAUCCCUUUCCUUUAUUGGAACCAGAAGAUCUAUGUAUUGUAACUAUUCAUAAUCUAAAGAAAAUUACAAAUCAAUUGAUGGUAAUUUGCCCAAACAAACGUAUUUCUAUAGUUGCACUUUCCGGUUGGUUAAAAUCUUACUUAAAAAAUCAUCCUGAAAUUGAGUGGUUUAAUACAGCACAUUUUGUAUUACGCACCAUGUUUGGUUUCAAUACUAACUUUAUUGAUUGGUCUGAUUUUAUUAUACAUUGUUUGGAACUUCCUUACCCUAAUGUUGAUGAUUUGUUAUACCUUAAAAACCAAUAUUUAGAAUUGGAGAAAAAAAGACAAAACAAUUCUAAUCAAAACUACGUAGAAGGCACCGUAGAUAAAGAUGAAUUUGAUUCAGUUUUGUUGUGGUAUCAGAAAACAUUACCACCAAAUCCUUCGAUUUAUUUUCGGUUUAUAAAAAUUAAAGAGUUAUUUUUUGAAAUAUUUUCUAUUGGCGGGAAAUUAGAUUAUAUUGCAAUGUUACUAGUUCUGUGUAAAGAUAGCCAUUCGAUUAUGGGAUUAAUAAAAGCUAUCAGUUUAAUAAUUAAUCAAAAUAUUAUAAAUGACGAAUUUGAUAAUUCUAACCGUGAGAAUGAAAGGCAUUCUAUUCAUUUGCCUAUAGAGACAGUAUACAAGAUUUUAAUGAUUUGCCUUAAAAACUAUAAGGAUCCAAACAAUAGUGAUAUUGAAGAUUUGGUAACUUCGAUAUUAAAUGUAGACAGUGAUAUGCUUCGAAAUAACGGUGAUACAUAUUCCGUAUUAAAAUUACUUCAGAAUGAUAAACUUAAGUCUGUAUCUGAAAUUGGAUUCAGAUUUAAUUCAAGGCCUUUGUCCAGUAUUGUAAAUAGUCUUAAAUGA
Messenger RNA from Rhopalosiphum maidis (corn leaf aphid), 4365 nucleotides. RefSeq lists its product as uncharacterized. The record is from RefSeq and is a predicted model, not a curated record. The coding region runs from base 1 to 4365 and encodes 1454 amino acids. The transcript has 10 exons. NCBI's taxonomy places the organism in Eukaryota, Metazoa, Arthropoda, Insecta, Hemiptera, Aphididae.